AUGGUCACUCUCAACAUCUCUCCCGAAUACGGCUAUGUCGUCCUUACCGCCACAGGCACGUGCUUUCUGAGUGUAUGGCAUGGCAUGAGGUGCGGUGCAUUCCGCAAGGCCGCCGGGCUCGGUUACCCUACCCCCUACGCCGACUCUGCAAUGUUGAGCGCCGCCUCGGCCGAAGACAAGCACAAGUUGUACCUUUUCAACUGUGCUCAGCGUGCCCACGGUAACUACCUCGAGAACCACUACAUGGCCCUCACAACACUGCUUAUCGGUGGCCUCCGUUACCCUCUUCUCAGCUCGGCUUUCGGUGUCGUCUGGUCGCUUGGAAGAAUUGUUUACGCUGUCGGAUACACCGCUAAGAACAAGGACAACGGAAAGGGAAGAUUGGCUGGUGCUUUCUUCUGGCUGGCUCAGCUAGGCCUGUUUGUCAACGCUGGCUUGACCGGCUACAACUUGGCCUUUUAA
This is a messenger RNA of Aureobasidium namibiae CBS 147.97, 462 nucleotides long. RefSeq names its product membrane-associated proteins in eicosanoid and glutathione metabolism. Gene Ontology annotation, molecular function: glutathione transferase activity; glutathione peroxidase activity. Gene Ontology annotation, cellular component: membrane; endoplasmic reticulum; nuclear envelope. Bases 1 to 462 code for a protein of 153 amino acids. The record is from RefSeq and is a predicted model, not a curated record. The transcript is spliced from 3 exons. Lineage: Eukaryota; Fungi; Ascomycota; Dothideomycetes; Dothideales; Saccotheciaceae.